This is a messenger RNA of Exaiptasia diaphana, 2087 nucleotides long. RefSeq names its product rab GDP dissociation inhibitor beta. Gene Ontology annotation, cellular component: cytoplasm. The record is from RefSeq and is a predicted model, not a curated record. Gene Ontology annotation, molecular function: Rab GDP-dissociation inhibitor activity. Gene Ontology annotation, biological process: protein transport; vesicle-mediated transport; small GTPase-mediated signal transduction. NCBI's taxonomy places the organism in Eukaryota, Metazoa, Cnidaria, Anthozoa, Actiniaria, Aiptasiidae.
GGCUAUCACGAUCAUCCCAGUCGAUCUGGUGUGGCUUCCUCUUUAAGCAGGAGCUCUCUAGAUUUCUCCAUCGUUAGACACCUUUGCGCUUUCUUGAGUAAUCUCUGGACGACCUAACGUAACCCUUAAUAAUGGAUGAAGAAUAUGAUGUUAUUGUUUUAGGCACUGGGCUCAAGGAAUGUAUUUUGAGUGGAUUGUUGUCGGUUGAUGGUAAGAAAGUCCUUCAUAUGGACAGGGAGAGUUAUUAUGGAGGGACGACUGCUUCACUUCAGCUUAAACAGUUGUUGGAAAAGUUUGGUAAAAACAUCGAAGAGGAAAAGAAGCAACAAGGGGAUAAAUUUAAAAGCUUGUAUGGCGACAGGGAAAAUGACUGGAAUGUUGACUUGGUUCCUAAAUUUAUCAUGGCCAGAGGUGAACUGGUCAAGAUGCUGAUCCAUAGUGGAGUCACCAAAUACUUGGAAUUCAAAAGCAUAAAGGGCAGUUAUGUAUUGAAGAAAGAUACUGUUUACAAGGUGCCUGCUAACGACAAAGAAGCAUUAGCCUCCAGUCUCAUGGGGAUUUUUGAGAAGAGAAGAUUCAAGAACUUUCUGUUAUUUGCCGCAGACUUUGAUGUCAAUGAUCCAAGUACAUGGAAAGGUGUGGACCCCAAGAAAACUACCAUGGAUGAGGUGUAUAAGAAGUUUGGCCUGGACGUAAACACUGCUGAUUUCACAGGACAUGCAUUGGCUUUGCACAGAGAUGAAAGCUAUAAACAGCAGCCUUGUGAACAAAGUCUGGUGAAAAUAAAGUUAUACUGUGAUUCUCUGGCAAGUUAUGGCACUUCACCUUACCUUUAYCCCUUAUAUGGCCUUGGGGAGCUACCACAAGGCUUUGCAAGACUUAGUGCCAUAUAUGGGGGCACAUACAUGUUAAAUAAACCAAUAGAAAAGAUUGUUUAUGACGAUGAAGGGCGUGUAGUAGGAGUGACAUCAGAAGGGGAGACUGCCAAAGCCAAGAUGGUUAUAGGUGACCCAUCAUACUUCUCUGACAAAGUUAAGAAAGUAGGGCAGGUUGUAAGAGCAAUAUGUAUUAUGAACCAUCCCAUUAAUAACACCAAAGAUAUAGAAUCUGUGCAGAUUAUAAUACCACAAAACCAAGUUGGAAGAAAACAUGACAUUCAUCACAAAAUCUAGCGAUGCAACSACUCACUUUGAGACAGCUUGCGAUGACAUCAAAGAUGUCUACCAGCGAUGUACGGGUAAAGAAUUUGACUUUAGUAAAGUCAAGACAGAAGAAAACAAUGAAUAAAACUAAAAAAAAAAUCAUCUAAAACAAAAAGGUUUUUAUCAGGCUUUGUCAAUACUAGAAUUACAAGCAAAUACAAUGUACCAUUUAAUGAAUGUGUCAACACCAAAAUAGGAAUCAAAUUAAAUUUCUAUCCUUAGCGUACAGCAUUGUCCAAACUCUUUGAGUAAAUUUGCAGAAAUAAUGACUGGAAUAAAUAUGUUUUGUAAUGGGAUUUCUUUGUUUUUAAACAGUGAUUUUCAAAUGACUGAAAGGUAAUGAUAAUAGUGGAUAGUAUACUUCAGACUCCUUGUUWGAUUUUGUUCUUUCUACAUGUAGUUUAGCUCAAAUUAUGUAGUCUUUUAUUCUCAAGUGAGUUUAACCAAAUUGUUUAUGAAAAACUGCAAAAUGUAAGAGCAAAGAAUAUAAUGGCAGAACAAGACGUCCGUCUAAACAGUACUAAACUUGGUUGUUCAGAUGGUCAUUUUCAUUUGACAGAAAAAGAGUAGUGAGACUAAUGUWUUCUUUUGUUCUUUACCAACCAAUAGAGUGAAAACACUUAAAUCUUUCAGCUGUACAAAAUCUAAGUAGUACUAAUUUUUACUAAAAGUGGACCUGAAGCAAGACGGUAUUGAAUGCUUCAUUUGUAUCAAUUCAAUUUAAUUUCUGUACCACAUGCAGGACUAUUUUCUAAAUACAGCUAAAUAGCAAUAUUUUGUAUGUACAGUUGCAUGGUUUAAGUGUUAUCACUCUACUAAUUAAACAGUCUUCUUAAUUGUACGGUCAAAUGAAAAAGACUGCAAUAAAGUACUUUAAAAAAACAA